This is a messenger RNA of Triticum turgidum subsp. durum (durum wheat), 1071 nucleotides long. NCBI's taxonomy places the organism in Eukaryota, Viridiplantae, Streptophyta, Magnoliopsida, Poales, Poaceae. The record is from the annotation of a GenBank genome assembly.
AUGGAUUUUAUUAUGCAAUUCAAAUAUGCAUUGAAAGAAGCAGGUAACUCUGAAGAGGUCAAGGGUUUGGUGAACGGCAGUGUUGGUAAUCUUUCUGCUCUUCUCUCCUUUCAGGAUUUUGGUCUGCAGUAUGUGAGAGCUUUGGCUUGUGCUGUUAAUAAAAUCAUUGGUGUGGUGACCAUUGCUCUCGUUUCCAUAGUUUCCAUCUUGGGCCUGAUCUGCCUAAGCCGAGCGGUGUAUUUUCAGCUGUGGAUCAACAGAAGAGGCUACCAGCGACUUAACUACUUCAACGGGCCGUGGCUGACACGGAUAACACUAGUAUUGGUUGCCUUCUGGUGGGGUAUUGGAGAAGUACUUCGGCUCACUUUCGUGAAUGGAGAGGGGAGGUUCACUUCUGACCAGAUGUGGCAAGCAAAUGUUUGCAAAUUCUAUAUCAUCUCAAAUUUGGGGUUUGCAGAGCCAGGAUUGUUCUUGUUGCUCGCUUUCCUUCUCAGUGCAGCUUUACAGAAGCAAGAGCUUGGUACCUUAAACCGGAAGUGGAAUCAAAAAACCAUACGUGCCAUGUUUAUUAUCUGCCUUCCUUCGUUUGUCUGGGAAGCUUGUGUUGUUUUCAUUGGUCCUCGUCUUGCUUCAGAUGAUGGCCAAACAUCAAAUCUUGGAAAGUUCUGGUAUUCAGCCUCAACAGUCCACAAUGGCAAUGUCACAUGCACAUACCCACUGUUGAGCAGCAUAUUUCUUGGGGCAUUCUACAUCAUAUUGGCCAUUUAUGUGAUGUUUGUUGGAGGACAGAUGCUGUCUUUGGUGAUCAACAAGGGGCUCCGACGGAGGAUAUACAUGCUAAUAUUUGCCACUAUGAUAUUACUUCCCCGAGCUACACUUCUUGGGCUCUCCGUUGUUUCAUGGCCAGGUGAAACAGCCCAUGAAACUCUCGUAUUUACCUCCUUCCUGGUGCUGAUGCUUGCUGCCAUGGCUGGUAUUGUGAUUUUGGUGUAUUUUCCGGUUGCUGAUGCCUUUGCUAUAGUUGAUCAAGGGAACAUUGAGAUGCAAACGGAUCAGGAGACUAUCCUAUGA